Messenger RNA from Mauremys reevesii (Reeves's turtle), 5677 nucleotides. It is a transcript of the gene FMNL2, whose product is annotated as formin like 2. NCBI's taxonomy places the organism in Eukaryota, Metazoa, Chordata, Testudines, Geoemydidae. The transcript is spliced from 27 exons. Gene Ontology annotation, molecular function: small GTPase binding; actin filament binding. Gene Ontology annotation, cellular component: cytosol. The coding region runs from base 189 to 3461 and encodes 1090 amino acids. Gene Ontology annotation, biological process: cell migration; regulation of cell shape; cortical actin cytoskeleton organization. The record is from RefSeq and is a predicted model, not a curated record.
UCAUGGCUGGUAGGGACAUUGUGACCUGGGCAGGCAAAAUGCCUCUGGAGCCUGCUGUUCAGCAUACAGUGCCCUGGGUUCUGGUGUGAAAGCUGGAAUAGAGCCACACGGAUACAAAGCUGAAACAAAGCUAGUCAGGCACUGGAUCCUUUUGAAUGUUGCUCGUUUUACCACUGUCAUGUUGAAACAUGAAACCAUUGUGGAAUAGUCAAGUGAAAGCUGUACUGUAUGAAAUAUACUUGACUGGAAUGAGACUAAAUCAUGACAACUCUUGGUAUGCAGUGCUGUUACCAAAUCAUCUGGACUCACGUUGCAGUGACAAUUUGGAUAUAAUUGAGAAUGCAAUGAACUUGCCACCCGACAAAGCCAGGUUACUUCGGCAGUAUGACAAUGAGAAGAAAUGGGAGUUGAUCUGUGAUCAGGAAAGAUUUCAAGUGAAGAAUCCUCCACAUACAUAUAUCCAGAAAUUAAAGGGCUAUCUCGAUCCAGCAGUAACCAGGAAGAAAUUCAGAAGACGAGUCCAAGAAUCUACGCAAGUACUACGAGAACUGGAAAUUUCUUUAAGAACAAAUCAUAUUGGAUGGGUCAGGGAGUUUUUGAAUGAAGAAAACAAAGGCCUGGAUGUUCUGGUGGAAUAUUUGUCAUUUGCACAGUAUGCAGUCACUUUUGACUUUGAAAGCUUGGAGAACAACGUGGAAAACUCAAUGGAUAAAUCCAAACCUUGGAGCCGUUCCAUUGAAGACCUGCAUAGAGGAAGUAACUUACCCUCGCCAGUUGGCAAUAGCAUUUCCCGCUCUGGCAGGCAUUCUACUCUACGAUAUAAUACCUUGCCGAGCAGAAGAACACUAAAAAAUUCAAGAUUAGUGAGUAAAAAAGACGAUGUUCAUGUCUGCAUCAUGUGUUUACGUGCCAUAAUGAAUUACCAGUAUGGAUUCAAUAUGGUCAUGUCACAUCCACAUGCUGUUAAUGAAAUUGCACUAAGCCUGAACAACAAGAAUCCCAGAACAAAAGCCCUUGUUUUAGAACUGUUAGCAGCCGUUUGUCUUGUCAGAGGAGGGCACGAAAUUAUUUUAUCUGCAUUCGAUAACUUUAAGGAGGUUUGUGGAGAGAAACAGCGCUUUGAGAAGCUGAUGGAACACUUCCGAAAUGAAGACAACAAUAUAGACUUCAUGGUGGCAUGUAUGCAGUUCAUCAACAUUGUAGUCCAUUCAGUAGAGGACAUGAAUUUCAGAGUUCAUCUCCAGUAUGAAUUUACGAAAUUAGGCCUGGACGAAUAUUUGGAUAAGCUGAAACACACAGAAAGUGACAAACUGCAGGUGCAGAUUCAAGCUUACUUGGACAAUGUGUUUGAUGUGGGAGCUUUGCUUGAAGAUGCCGAAACCAAGAACGCAGCCUUGGAAAGAGUUGAAGAACUGGAAGAAAAUAUUUCUCAUUUAUCGGAAAAACUGCAAGACACAGAGAAUGAAGCUAUGGCGAAGAUUGUGGAACUGGAAAAGCAGCUUAUGCAGAGAAACAAAGAACUGGAUGUUGUUCGAGAAAUUUACAAAGAUGCAAAUACCCAGGUUCACACGUUGAGAAAAAUGGUCAAAGAAAAAGAGGAAGCCAUCCAGCGGCAGUCAACCCUGGAGAAAAAAAUCCAUGAACUGGAAAAGCAAGGGACCAUUAAAAUUCAGAAGAAAGGUGAUGGUGACAUCUCUAUUCUUCCUGUUGCUGUGGCCUCUGGGACACUGCCAUCAGGGUCAGAAGCUACAGCUGGCACAUGUGUGGGACCAGUGACUGGCGCUACGCCUUCAGUACCAUUGCCACCACCUCCACCCCCAUUGCCACCAUUACCACCAACAUCCGAGACAGUGCAAAACGGUCCGGUGGCAGCACCUAUGCCACCUCCACCUCCGCCUCCACCACCACCUCCCCCUCUUCCUGGUCCAGCUGCAGAGACAGCCCCAGCUCCUCCGCUGCCUCCCCCCCCACCACCAUCAGCACCCCCUCUGCCAGGAACAGCCUCCCCCACCGUGAUUUUCAACUCAGGAUUAGCAGCUGUGAAAAUCAAGAAGCCAAUCAAGACAAAGUUCCGCAUGCCUGUCUUUAACUGGGUAGCGCUCAAACCCAAUCAAAUUAAUGGGACAGUCUUCAAUGAAAUUGAUGAUGAAAGGAUCCUGGAGGAUUUAAAUGUGGAUGAAUUUGAAGAAAUAUUCAAGACAAAAGCUCAAGGUCCAGCCAUUGAUCUUACUUCAAGCAAACAAAAGAUAACUCAAAAAGGGUCAAACAAAGUCACAUUAUUGGAAGCAAACAGGGCCAAAAAUCUUGCCAUCACUUUAAGAAAAGCUGGAAAGACUGCAGAUGAGAUAUGCAAAGCUAUUCAGGUAUUUGACCUGAAGACAUUGCCAGUAGAUUUUGUUGAAUGUUUGAUGCGAUUCUUGCCCACUGAGAACGAAGUGAAAGUGUUACGGCUCUAUGAGCGGGAGAGGAAACCUCUCGAGAACCUGACUGAUGAAGAUCGGUUCAUGAUGCAGUUCAGUAAGAUUGAGAGACUGAUGCAGAAGAUGACCAUCAUGGCCUUCAUCGGCAACUUCGCAGAAAGCAUCCAAAUGCUGACACCGCAACUCCAUGCAGUAAUAGCAGCAUCUGUCUCAAUAAAGUCAUCCCAAAAGCUCAAGAAAAUACUGGAGAUAAUCUUGGCUCUUGGUAACUAUAUGAACAGCAGUAAGAGAGGAGCAGUUUAUGGGUUUAAACUACAGAGUUUAGAUCUGCUGUUAGACACAAAGUCAACGGACAGAAAACAAACGCUGUUGCACUAUAUAUCCAAUGUUGUGAAAGAGAAGUAUCACCAAGUGUCCCUCUUUUACAAUGAACUUCAUUAUGUGGAGAAAGCUGCUGCAGUGUCCCUUGAAAAUGUCCUGUUGGAUGUCAAGGAGCUCCAGCGAGGCCUGGACCUGACAAAGCGAGAAUACACCAUGCACGAUCACAAUACAAUGCUGAAGGAAUUUAUUCAUAACAAUGAAGGAAAACUAAAGAAACUGCAGGAUGAUGCAAAAAUAGCCCAGGAUGCCUUUGAUGAUGCUGUGAAAUAUUUUGGGGAGAAUCCCAAGACAACGCCCCCAUCCGUCUUUUUCCCAGUCUUUGUCCGAUUUGUGAAAGCCUACAAGCAAGCAGAAGAGGAGAAUGAGUUGAGAAAGAAGCAGGAACAGGCACUCAUGGAAAAACUUCUGGAGCAAGAAGCAUUGAUGGAGCAACAGGACCAAAAGUCUCCUUCACAUAAAACAAAGAGACAGCAGCAAGAGCUAAUUGCAGAGCUACGCCGACGACAAGUCAAGGAUAACAGACAUGUGUAUGAGGGGAAAGAUGGAGCAAUUGAAGACAUUAUAACAGUGUUGAAGACAGUGCCCUUUACCGCUCGAACUGCCAAGCGUGGCUCUCGGUUUUUCUGCGAACCUGUUCUCACUGAGGAAUUCCAUUACUAAACUAUUACUCUUUCACACCUGAUGCUCUUAAAAGAUCUUAGAAACCAGCCAUACAGACGAGCCGAUGCGGUAAGGAGAAGCGUUAGGCGACGCUUUGAUGAUCAGAACUUGCGCUCUGUAAAUGGUGCUGAAAUAACCAUGUGAGCUGGAGAUUUGCAUGUGAAAAGUAGAGCGUGUGCUUGAAUGAUACCUUGUCCAUGUGAACUAUAUGUGCUACCAUUUAAUUAUAGCCUUGAAUACAGUAAAAUUACCUUCUAAAGGGCUCAAAAAGACAUAGAAAAUGCAUAGGAACGUAAAAGUAAUGGGCUCUCUACUCAACCAUAGCUAACAAGUGCCUAAAAUUGAAGUACCUGCUCAAAUUAAUCAAAGCAAUAGGACUUGAUUUGAUUGGGUAUCUUUUUACGCCAACACAUUAUUCAGUAUUUUUAACCAAAAUGUAAAAUACGUGAUUUUUUUUGUUACAUGAAAUUUAGUGAUUGGUCUUCAGUGGCCCUUCUUGAUUUCCUGACAGGUUGUAAAUAAGUAAUACUUGGAUGCAAUCUGCUGUGGACUUAAGCUUUUCAAUGCAUUCCUGUCCUAUCUGCUAAGGAAUUAACCUUGAGCUUCAACUGCACUUAUUAGCUUUUUUAAUAUAUAUAUAUAUUUAAGGGCUUACCAUGUGCAAGGGGGAAGUAAUUACAAAAUGACCUGUACCUUUCAGCCAUACACAAACCCCAGACUAAUACAAAUAAGAUGUGUUAGACAUAAUUCAGUGAACACACAGUUUAUAUCAAAUGAACAUGAACUAUUCUUCAUGUUCUGAUUCUGCUUUUUAUAUGCCAGUGUGCAAUGUGGGAUAAGCAGUGAGGGUAUGAAUGCAUUGCAAAGAUCUUUGAAACAAGAACGUUGUAUAAGACUCAUUUACUAUGUUCUUCAGAUAGAGGCAGCUUUUGAAUAACAAAGUGUAUUUAUUAAUUAGGACUAAGAUAUUAACAUCUCAUUAAUCAGUAUUAGGAUUUCUGAGGACCAUUAUGGUUCAGUUAUUAACUCAGUGAAAUAAUCUUGUGCCCUGCUGAGAGAGGAUUUUAAUACCCCAUCUAUAAGCUUUAAACUUGCACCUGCAUUGAGCAAGAAUGGUAACCCAGUAACUAUGUUUUUCCUUUGACAAUCGAGUUCUGAUCACUUAAUACAAAGGAACAUUUGUUGUUCAAAUGCAUCCCAACUUCUAAAUUCUUAUUUUAUAUACUGCAUUUUACACUUUAAAAUUGAGCUUAUUUUAUUAGGCUUGGCAAUAUUUUAAAUAUAAACACAGUGCUACUGGUGCAGAUCAAUUUAUUGUUAUAAUGGAAUUUUAUUUUAUCCUACAAUGGCAGGGCACUUGAUCUAUUCCAAAGUCAAGAACUGGACUGAUGCUAAAUUUGUACUUUCGAGAAGAUACAUUUUGCUUGUGGCUUACCGUUCCUGGUAGCAUUGCAUCAGUAUGUUAAUUGUAAAAUUUAUUGUAUAGUAUUUAACCACUGAAUUUCUUUUCUUUUAUGUUGUGCUUUAUGUGAACCACUGGUGAAGGUCCCAUUUUUCCUUGAAUAAUGUGUAGUUACAUGAAUCUGUUUUUAAAUGUACAGAUAUUUUGCUACAAAAUUGGUGCAGUUUUUUAUGGUUUUUACACUUCUCUUUAAUUCCCACUUUAGUCUCUGGGUAAUAUUGUAAAUAUUGUUUAAAAAAAUGCAUCAGCCUGUGCUAUACAAUCUGAAUGUUAUUUUAACUUAUAGUUUUGUUUUUUAUAUUUAACUAAAAAUGGACAGUUUGGGGCUCAAAGUUACCACAUUGACUUCCGCUUCCCUAUUUACAGAAAGUUUACAUUAAAACUGCCACCUAUUGUCUCAUUUACAGCAACCUGUACUUGACAUGCAAAAGAGAACAUGCCAAGAUUGCCUCUUUCUUCACUGACAGUGACAAAAGAGUUUUAAUCUAAGAAAAAAUCAUUUGGCAACGUAAUUUAAGUACAUGUAUUAGUCAAAUGGGUCAAACUCGUAAGCUCAAAAGCAUUUUAUAACUUAACUCUAGACAGCAAAUAAUAUUACCAUGCAAGUGGACUGUAAUAUUGGCAUGUUCUCUUUGAUGUUUUUCUAGUAAUAGACCUGCUUCUUAGCAAUAUUAGAAGUGUUUUAUAAAAGCAGUUCAUGUUACUUUUCUGGUCUGUUCAUGGCAUAUGAUCAAAUAAACUAUUUACACUACUA